AUGACAUCAGAUAAAAGCUCUCUUUCGUCAACAUCGUCGCUGUACACAUUCGAUGACCCUGAGGAAAUCAGCAGAUACAUCCUAGAAGAAAAUAAACUAGCCAAGGAGUACGCCGAUUUGGAUCUUCAAAGAUUGGCCACAAAAACAACAAUUCUUUCUCGGAUUGCAAAUUCUGCUCCGGCGAAUGACGAAGACUAUAUCAUUGAUCUAGAGAGACUCCCCAUUGAGGAUAAUGGGGAACAAUUUAAAAAUAUAGAUCCCGAGCUAGUCACCUGGGCUCAUGACAGCCAUGAAAAUCCAAGGAAUUGGAGAAUUCAAAAGAAAGUAUACGUGGUGCUUCUUGUGUCUUUGUAUACGUUUGUGUCGCCUAUCUCUGCGUCGAUUUUGUCACCUGCAUCAAAAGACAUUGCAAAAGACUUCGACUUGACAUCCCCCACGAUACUUGCGCUUGUUACUUCCAUUCAUAUCUUGGGAUGGGUCUUUGGUCCUCUUGUAAUCGCUCCUCUCAGUGAAAAUGAUGGACUCGGCAGAAAAAUUAUUUUGAAUUGGACUUGCUGGAUCACGUUUUGUUUCAAUCUCGCUUGCGCAUUCUCCCAGAACAUCACACAAUUAUUGAUUUUGAGGUUCUGUUCGGGUCUCUUUAGCGCGACACCCUUGAAUGUUUCUCCGGCAGUUGUCAGUGACAUGUUUGAUGCAAAAAGCAGAAACACAAGCUUGGCAGGUGUGUUUUUGAUUCCUUUUAUUGGAGCAGCUAUUGCGCCGGUCAUUGGUGGCUACGUUGUGGAAGCCAAGGGAUGGAGGUGGGUCCUUCUCACAUUAUCAAUCAUCAAUGGUUCAAUUGCACUAAUUGGUUCAGUUCUUCUAAAAGAGACAUUCUCCCCUGCGUUGUUGCACACCAAAGCAAAACAUUUAAGAAAGGCCACUGGGAAUCAGAACUUGCAUACAAUUUACGAAUUGUCAGGCGAUGGUUUGACACUCGCAAAGCUUCAGGAUACUGUGACGAGACCGUUGGUUCUUCUUUUCACCAAUCCACUUGUGUUUGGAUUGGGGUCAUUUAUGGCCUUCAUAUACGGGUUUUUGUACUUGAUGAUUGUCACGUUUCCAUCCGUUUUUGAAGACUCGUAUGGGUUUUCCCAAAGCUCGGCGGGACUAAUGUUCUUGGCAUUGGGAAUUGGGUUUGUGUUUGGAGUCAUCAUAUGGACCAUUGCAUUGGGGUAUGUCUAUGACAAAUUGGUUGAAAAACAUGGGGUCGCCAAGCCAGAGUUCAGGCUUCCUUGUCUUUUCAUCAGCGCAGUGAUCAUGCCCAUUGGCUUGUUCUGGUAUGGCUGGUCUGUCGAAUACAAGCUCCAUUGGAUCAUGCCGUGUUUAGGAAGCGGGAUCUUUGCCUUUGGUCUAGUGUGUGUUUUCCAAACACUUCAAGCGUACUUGAUCGACAUGAAUCCAACGUUUGCGGCCUCGUCGAUUGCGGCCGCCUCGAUCUUCCGCUUCCUUUUGGGGUUCCUGUUUCCCUUAUUUGCCAGCUCGAUGUAUGACAAAAUGGGGUAUGGCUGGGGCAACACUAUGUGUGGUAUCUUGGCGAUUUUGUUGGGAAUUCCGUUCCCAUUCUUGUGCUACAAAUAUGGCGAGAGGCUCCGCACAUGGGCGAACGAGAGAAUGGAGAAGAGCGAGGAAGAAAAAAGAGCUAAGAAGCAGGAGGCGCUUAGAAGAAGAGCACAGGAGUUGGUGAAGUAA
Messenger RNA from Metschnikowia bicuspidata var. bicuspidata NRRL YB-4993, 1731 nucleotides. RefSeq lists its product as uncharacterized. The record is from RefSeq and is a predicted model, not a curated record. Gene Ontology annotation, biological process: transmembrane transport. Gene Ontology annotation, molecular function: transmembrane transporter activity. The transcript has 2 exons. Lineage: Eukaryota; Fungi; Ascomycota; Pichiomycetes; Serinales; Metschnikowiaceae. Bases 1 to 1731 code for a protein of 576 amino acids.